This is a messenger RNA of Rana temporaria (common frog), 2323 nucleotides long. RefSeq names its product NACHT, LRR and PYD domains-containing protein 3-like. Gene Ontology annotation, cellular component: cytoplasm. The transcript has 6 exons. The coding region runs from base 107 to 2323 and encodes 738 amino acids. NCBI's taxonomy places the organism in Eukaryota, Metazoa, Chordata, Amphibia, Anura, Ranidae. The record is from RefSeq and is a predicted model, not a curated record.
CGCUGCUUAAGAGAAUUACAUCAUACAGGAAAAAAAAAUCUUACCUCACCCUGCAACCAUUUUGGACAAGAGAUACGAAGAUUAUUAGAAAUGCGAUGAUUGCGCCAUGUGUCUCGGUGUACACAACAAACUGAUUGCUCCCGUAAAUGAACUGAUCAUAAGUGAAAAAUCUGAGAUGAAAAGAUCCAACUCUUGGAAAUUACCUGAGGACGUCGGGAGAUUCCUCCUCCAGUUGUCUGAGUAUGACGACCCAUCACUGAGGAGGAUAUACGAGUAUUACAGAGAUGAUCUGAUCUACAUCCUGGAGAACAUGGAUCCUCAUGUCCUUCUAAAAGAGCUAAGAGGUCGGAAUGUCUUAAACACAGAUACCCUCCGGGCAAAGGAAAAACAUAUGAACAAGGAUGCCUUCUCUCACAUCUUAUUACAAGAUAUUAAGGAUCUGGGAAGAAAAGCUGUGAUUGGACUCUGGGAAUGUCUCUAUAAGCUACAGAAAUAUUAUCCUCAUCCUAAUUUAUUGGCUGUUCUGGGUGAGAUCAUACAGACAGGUAAGGGCCUGGUGGAUCAGAUUCUGCUGGAUGAACUUGGACACUCACUGCUCCCAGAGCUGAUAGAUAUUCAAGAAAAGCACAAACAACAUCUGAUGGAGAAGACUGAGACUCUAGUGGAGCAUAGACCCCCAGGAACUACCCUGGAACCACAAACAUUCCUCAUCAAUGAGCGUUAUGUGAACCUGAUUGUAGUCGCCACUGAUCAGUUCAGGGAACGUCCCCAGAAUGAGCUAAUACAGACUGGGGUAAAACAUGAAGAAUGCUUGAAGGAAACACAAAGUGGACUGGAACACAUUUCCCCCAACAAGCUAUUCAGAUGGAACCACCAAUCACAUUGUGUACCACACGCAGUAAUGGUGAGCGGAGUGCCAGGAAUAGGGAAGACCACACUGAUGCAGAAGUUUGUCUAUGACUGGGUGACCGGAAAACACUACCAGAGAUUUGCCUUUCUCUUCUUCUUCAGAUUCCGGGACCUUAAUAGACUGGGAGAGGUCAGCUUGGAGGAGAUGAUUCUUCAUCAAUAUCCACAUCUGGAGAGUCAGAUUGGAAAUAUUUUACAAGAUCCAGAGAGACUUCUGUUUAUAUUUGAUGGCUUAGAUAAAAGUAUUCACCAAAUGGAUUUCAGAUCAAGUAAACUGUCAAAUCCAAAACAGAGAUCACAUUUCGGUGAGAUUGUGGUCAGUUUGGUGAGGCAGAGACUUCUUAAGGGUUGCUCUGUACUGAUAACCAGCCGCCCAACCAGACUGGCAUCAGUUGAUACCGGUGUUUUCCAGAGAAUAGUUGAGAUCAUGGGAUUUCUCCAUGGAGACCGACUGAUCUUCUUUAAUAAUUUCUUUGGAAAUGAGGAAUUGUCAGGAAAGGCUUUUCAUUAUGUGCAGGAGAAUGACACACUGUACACUUUCUGUUAUAUCCCAUCAUACUGCUGGAUCAUCUGUACAGUGUUAUCAAUGUGCUUCAGAUUCCAACCAACAAUCACUGAUCAGCUGAUGACAUCAUUACCCAAAACAGUGACACAACUCUUUGUGACUUUUGUCUCCAACAUUCUGGCCAAUCACAGCCAGAAUAAAGAUGGUGGUCACACUGCCCGGGAACUGCUGACCUCUAUUGGGUGGAUGGCAGAGCAUGGAGUCAUGAAUCACAUAAUUGUGUUUGAUGAGCGUGAUCUGGUGUCAUUUAAUGUGAGAAAUGAUAAUCAUCUCUUCUCAUCUUUCAUGAUGGAAUCUGGUCAGCCUCCUGAUGUGGAUUUCACCUUCUUACAUCUCACACUUCAGGAGUUUUUUGCUGCUUUAGUCCAUUUUAUUAAUUAUAAUCCUGACAGAUUACAGAAAACACUUGAUGAUGCUGAAUCUUACAAAGACGGCCGUGCUGAAAUACUCCUCCGUUUCCUCUGCGGUCUCUCAGACUCUUCUACUAGAUCCAUGUUAAAGUCUCAUGUGGGAGAAUUGUCUACUCAGGCUGCCAGACAUGUCAUCUCCUGGAUCCAGAAGAAAAUACCAGAACAAACACCUGACAAACCCAUGAGAGGCAACAGAGAUCUUAAUGUAUUCUACUAUCUCUAUGAGAGCAGGAAUAAGGCUCUGGUGUCACAAUAUAUUGGAUCAAACAAAGUUGACUUUUCUCAUGUCCCCCUCAGCCCUCUGGUCUGCUCUGUGCUGUCUUUUAUUCUUCAGUCCUGCAGAGAGACAGAAGAAGUAAAUAUAAGUUCAUGUAAUAUUCAGAGUGAAGGUGUGAGGAAGUUUAUACCGGCUCUACACAACAUCAAGAGUUUGAGGUAA